AUGCAAUGUCUGGCGUCAAAUAAGUCUACAUUAACAGCGUUGGCUGGCAAUACAUUAUUUGGAAAUGAAUCAGUAUUGACAAAUGAUAUUGAAGGAAUUGAUAUUGUACAAUUUGCUGAUGGAUGGUUUUCAUAUCCUGAACUUAAUUUAUUUGAUAGCGAUGUAUUAAUUGAUGCAUUAACACUUAGAAAUGUAAAAGACAAAUUAUCACCUUGGUCUCCAACAAUUGACAAUCGUCUUUCGGUGCCAAUUACUGAUACGGCAUCACGCCAGUUAGAAGCAUUAUUCAAUCUAUCUCAAUUACUGUUUGGUUUAUCUCGUGCUGAAUUAUCGAAUUAUACAUUUCGUGAUUUACAGCUUGGACAUUCUCCAAAAGCGUUUCGUCAAACUGGAUUUAAAAAAUUUUCAAAAGACGAUGUUAUUGAUUUUUAUCAAUGUUUUCAAGAUGUUGUUUAUGAUGCUGUCGAAGCUGGAGCUGUUGAUAUCGUAUUUUUGAUGUACAAAGAUCCGCGCUUACGUUUAGUCAAACAAAAAUGUCUUGAUUUUUUAAGUAAUAUCACUACACCAUGUGAUAUUGCUCGAUCAUUGCUUCAAGAACAAACGUGGUUUCUUGAUCAAUUAAUGAUUGGAAUUCGUGAUGGUCAAUUAAUUGAAGAAAAAAUUCCUUCGCUAAGUGUUAUUAUACGCCUGUGCAAAAUAAUUGUUGAACAAAAUUUAAUUCAAUAUUAUUCACAUCUAAUUGAUAUGCAAUAUAUCGACAUAUUAAUUGAUUUAUUUGAAAAUUUAGAAUAUAAAACGUCAGCAUAUCUACCUUAUUUUAUUAAAAUGGAAUCAUUAUGUUUACAAUGUUUGACAAUUCUUUUUCAAUGUCCCGAACAUGUUGAUAUGUGGUCUGAACGUGCGCAAAUACGUCUUGUGAAUUAUUGUUGUACAAUAAUGCAUAAAGCAGCAUUAGGUGGUCAACAGCAUCAACAACAUAAUCAAGAUAUUAAUCAUAUCUUAUAUGCUGAACAAAAGUCAACAACACAUUCGUUAGGCUAUUCGAUAUUGACAUUUCUUCAUAUUGUUCGAUGUAAAAAAGAUAUCAUGACAUUUUAUAAAGAAAAUAUGCAUUUUAGAGAAUUAUUAAUUGCAUUAAGACAUAAAUAUGGACCAAACACAUUGUAUAAAAUUAAAGAUCCAUCUAUUUAUUAUGCAUUAUCACAUGUUAUAUGUGUCAUGUUCGAUUAUAAAACAAAAAGACAUAAAAAACAACAUCGACAACAACAACAAUUGCUAGGAGAAACGGAUGAUGAUAUGAAUAAUAAUAAAUUUCGAAAAUGUUCAAAUCCAAUGUGUCAAAGGAUUGAAAAUGAACAUAACGUUUUUUAUCAGUGUCAAAGCUGUCAACGUAUGGCAUACUGUAGUCAUUACUGUCGAGAUGUACAUUGGACAUUAAAACAUAGUAAAUCAUGCCAGAAUAUUAUUUCAGAGCACAAGCAAGAUGAUGUGGUACUUGAAUUAGAAACUGAGUAUAUCAAUCCUCAUAAUACAACACCGGCAAGCACAAGUGAAGAUAGUCCAAUUGAUUGUACAGUUUUUGAUACAGUUCCGAUUCAAACAACACAAUCAGUCAUUGUAGUAGAAGGAAAAGAUGAGGAGGAAGAGCCAGAAUAUAAAACAUGUGUAUCAACAAGACGGCCAUUAAAAACAUCCACAACAACAGAUUUAACAUCAGUAAUUGAUAAAAAUGAACAAAGUUCACAACUAAGAGUUGAAGAAGAUUUUGAACAUAUGAAAAGAUUUGUAGCAAAUACUUUAGAAGAUAAUACAACAGAACUAGAAGAAAAAGAAGAAAUUGUACCAGUCAAAGAAAGAUCUAUUCAACUCCAUUCGUUAAACUAUACAGCAAAUACUUGUUCAACAAGAAAUCAUGAACAUUUGAGUAGUGAUAGUGAUGAUAGUAGCAGUGGUAGUGGGGACGAGGAUGAAAUUUUGAAUCAUGCUGAUGCACAACCAGUUAACUGUUUUGAACAACAAUAUCAGCAAUAUCAUGUAAAAGCUAUCUUACAUCGUCCAUCUACUCAACGUACACUUCGUUUUCCAUUGACACGCAUUGAUCAUUCAAAACCAUUACAGCAACAACAACAACAACAACAACAACGACCAUCAACACAUCAAAAUCGACGUUCAUCAACAACAACAAAACGGUAUAUUUCAACACCGAAACGAACUACGAAACAUCAACGUCCCAAUCAUUAUCAUCAUCAUUCAUCUGGUGGUAGUACGCGUACGCAUCAUGACAGUGAUAGUCGAAGUAGUUCAAAUAGUCAAAAUAAAAAACAAAAAUAUACGGUAAAUAAUCGUUUAUAUCAGCAAAUUCAUCAAUCACAACAAUUACGACCACCAGUACCACCACUACAUCAUCAUCAUUCACGACGAAAAAUUCAUCAUGAUAAUAUAAAUCUAAGUCAAUUAUCUGCAUUGAAUAAUGCUUCGGUAACAAGUCAAUUUGUAAAUAUAACACAAGCAGAUAUACCAAAAGCAAUUGAGGAAAAAAUUAAUAAGAAUAAACAUCAAACAGGAAAGAAAAAACACAAAAAAUGUGUGAUAUCUUAA
Molecule: messenger RNA, 2598 nt
Organism: Didymodactylos carnosus
Lineage: Eukaryota; Metazoa; Rotifera; Eurotatoria; Philodinida; Philodinidae
Source: the annotation of a GenBank genome assembly